AUGUCGGAACUACCAAAUUCCAUAACUACAUGGAACGACAAGGCUCGCAAAUUCUUGAUUCGGUUCUUUCCUUCGGGGAAGACAACAAAGCUAAGAGCUGAGAUUCUAAGCUUCAAACAAAAGUCAGGUGAAAAUUUAUGCCAAGUCCGAGACAGGUUAAAAUCUCUACUCAUUAGCUAUCCUCAUCAUCACCAAGCUAACAAGGUGUUGGUGUAUACCUUCAUUGAAGGGUUAGAACCCAACACCAAAAUUCUUCUUGAAUCAGCUAUAGGUGGACAAGCUUUGGAGAAGACAUAUGAUGAGCUCUAUACAUUGCUGAACCAUAUAUCGCAAGGAAAUCCCGAAUUGAAGGGAAGAACUCUAGGCUUGUUGUCCAAAAACUUGAGUUCAAGGAUCUUAAGCAAAGUAAAGCUACCAGCUAAGCAAAAAGAUCCAGGUAGUUUCACGGUGCAGGUAACUAUUGAUAAGUGCAAUAAUGCAAAAGGUCUAUGUGAUAUAGCUGCAACUAGACCUGAUGGUAUUAUUGAGGAUAUGUUAGUUCAAGUAGGAUUACUCAUAUUUCCUAUUGAUUUUGUUGUAUUAGAUUUUGAGCCUGAUCUAGAGGAAGUGGAAGCUCAGUGCAUUUUAGCAAAGGAGCCUUUAGAAAGAGUUUUGAUGGGUCAAGAUAUUAAAGGUGACAUGGAAGCUAAAGAUCUAGCGAGUGUGAUUGACAUCCCAAAUGUCAGUAUGUGGAAGAAGAAUGUGGUCAUAGAAGCACUUGAGAGGUGCAUGAUGGCUAUCUUUCAUGAUAUGGUGGAAGAGUUUGUAGAGAUCUUUAUUGAUGACUUUUCAGUAUUUGGAGAGUCUUUUGAGCUUUGUUUGCAUAAUCUAGGGAAAGUAUUAGCAAAGUGUAAGGAAAUACAUCUCAUCCUAAAUUGGGAAAAAUGUCAAUUCUUCAUAAAAGAGAGGAUUGUGUUGGGACUCAAAGUUUCAAAAGAUUGUUUGGAGUUAGAUAAAGCUAAAAUAAAAGUAAUCGAGAAGCUUCCACCACCAGUUUCAGUAAAAGAUAUUCGUAGUUUCCUAGGUCAUGCUGGAUUUUAUCGGCGAUUCAUGCCAGAUCCAAAGGAGGUAAAAUUUAUUGUUUAUACUGACCAUGCAGCUCUCAUUACUUGUUCAAUAAGAAGGAUGCAAACUAAGAUUAAUCAUAUGGAUCUUGCUGCUCCAAGAAUUUGA
Molecule: messenger RNA, 1212 nt
Organism: Solanum dulcamara
Lineage: Eukaryota; Viridiplantae; Streptophyta; Magnoliopsida; Solanales; Solanaceae
Exons: 6
Coding region: 1-1212 (403 amino acids)
Source: RefSeq, a predicted model, not a curated record